Molecule: messenger RNA, 951 nt
Organism: Durio zibethinus
Lineage: Eukaryota; Viridiplantae; Streptophyta; Magnoliopsida; Malvales; Malvaceae
Source: RefSeq, a predicted model, not a curated record
GUAAAAUAAUUACCCCAUUAACAAAUCCGUCAUUUUGGAAAAUCCCCGAGCCCAAACCCGUCAUUUUCUCUCAUACAAAAGUACCCUUCGCUUUCCAAAGCAACUAAUUGCAGAAAAAAGAACAUCCAUUUUUUUUUCUGCUCUCUUUAAAAAGCUCUCUUUUAUGUUUUUUUUUUUUCCAAUCAAGUCAUCUUCAAGAAAACAAGGGAAUUCUUUCCGUCUUCGUGUUUCUUAAAAAGACUUAACCGGCGAUUCUCGCCGGAAAAAAUCACCCGCAAAAAGACUGUAAAUUUAACCAUCAAAAGAACACCCCAAAAAGAGGGUUUUUUUGUGGUUCUGAUUUCUGGGUUUUUGGUGAAGAAAAUUUAAAAGCAAAGAGAGAGAAAAAAGACCCAGAUGUUAAAACGUUGGCGUUUCACCGUUAGAUUGAUCAAAGCUAAAAAAAAAAAUUUGUAUUUUGAUGGAGCAAGGGAUGCGAGGGUGGAUACUUUAAUAGAUAUAUAAAGGUGGGUAGUGAUAUUGUUAGCGUUGUUAAUUGAUGGGGAAGGUGGUUUUGGGCGUGGCAGUGGGGGUGGCGGUGGCGGCUUGUGCGGUGGCGGCGUUGGUAGUAGGAAAGAGAGUAAGGAGUAGGAGGAAGUGGAAGAGAGCAGUUGGAGUUUUGAAAGAGUUGGAAGAAAAUUGUGAAACCACAGUUGGGAGGUUAAGGCAAGUAGUGGAUGCUAUGGCUGUUGAGAUGCAUGCUGGUUUAGCUUCUGAAGGAGGAUCCAAGCUCAAAAUGUUGCUCACUUUUGUUGAUAAUCUCCCUUCUGGGAGUGAGAAAGGAACUUUUUAUGCUCUAGAUCUUGGAGAUACUAAUUUUAGGGUCUUACGGGUUGAACUAGGAGGUCAAAGAUCCUCUUUGCAUCCAGAUGUGGAGCGAUUUGUUAGUUAGGCUUGUGAAUGAUUUUAUUG